Messenger RNA from Solanum stenotomum, 1441 nucleotides. Its product is annotated as lysine histidine transporter 2-like. NCBI's taxonomy places the organism in Eukaryota, Viridiplantae, Streptophyta, Magnoliopsida, Solanales, Solanaceae. Bases 1 to 1326 code for a protein of 441 amino acids. The record is from RefSeq and is a predicted model, not a curated record. The transcript has 8 exons. Gene Ontology annotation, cellular component: plasma membrane.
AUGGAAAGUAGUAAAAGGCGAGGUUCGGAGAGUAAUAAUAACAAUACUAAAAAUGUUGAUGAUUGGCUACCAAUCACAUCAAAUAGGACUGCAAAAUGGUAUUAUUCGACGUUUCAUAAUGUCACAGCUAUGGUUGGUGCUGGUGUUCUUUCUCUCCCUUAUGCCAUGUCUCAAAUGGGAUGGUAUUGGGGAGGCGUAGUAUUGCUCACAUCAUGGGUGGUAACAUUAUAUACUUUAUGGCAAAUGGUGGAGAUGCACGAGAUGGUACCCGGAAGAAGAUUCGAUAGGUACCAUGAGUUGGGGCAAGAGGCUUUUGGUGAAAAGCUUGGGCUAUGGAUUGUGGUUCCUCAGCAGUUGACAGUGGAAAUUGGAGUGAACAUAUUGUAUAUGGUGACUGGUGGGAAGUCACUGAAGAAGAUUUAUGACACUGCUUGUCCUACUUGUAGGCCAUUGAGGACAACUUAUUUCAUCAUGGUGUUUGGCUCUGUUCACUUCUUUCUUUCACAUUGUCCCAAUUUCAACUCUAUUUCUUUUGUCUCCUUCCUUGCUGCUGUCACAUCUCUUAGUUACUCAACGAUAGGAUGGGGAGCAUCAGUACACAAGGGAAUAAGUCCAGAUGCUGAAUAUGGUCCAAGGGCUUCAACACAAAUAGGAAGAAUGUUUAAUGGAUUUCAGGCUUUAGGUGAAGUUGCUUUUGCAUAUGCUGGACAUAAUGUUGUCUUAGAAAUUCAAGCAACUAUGCCAUCAACUCCAGAAAAACCAUGCAAAAAACCAAUGUGGAAAGGAGUUAUUGGUGCCUAUUUUAUUGUAGCUAUAUGUUAUUUUCCAGUUGCUUUUAUUGGAUAUGCAGCUUUUGGUAACACUGUGGAAGACAAUAUCUUGAUCUCCUUAGAGAAACCUGCUUGGCUUAUUAUUAUGGCAAAUGCAUUCGUCGUUAUUCAUGUUAUUGGAAGCUAUCAGAUAUUUGCUAUGGGUGUUUUUGACAUGGUAGAAUCUUACUUUGUCAAGGGAUUGAAAUUUGCUCCAUCUACAAUGCUACGAGCUACUGUUCGGACUGUUUAUGUUGCCUUAACAUUGUUCCUUGGAAUGACAUUUCCAUUUUUUGGUGGACUCCUUAGUUUCUUUGGAGGAUUUGCAUUUGCUCCUACUACCUACUUUCUUCCUUGUAUCAUGUGGCUUGCCAUCUACAAACCUAGAAGAUUUUCAUUGUCUUGGUGGACUAAUUGGAUAUGCAUCUUCAUAGGUGUUCUUCUCAUGGUUUUAGCUCCAAUUGGUGCCUUGAGACAUCUCAUACUGCAAGGCAAAGAUUACAAGUUCUAUUCAUAGAUAGGGUCAUUUGGAAAUUAAUUUUAAAAUAAUAACAAAUAAAUUUCCUCAUAACAAACAAUUGGUAGCAUUUGUCAGAAUAGAGAGAAUUAGUUUUGUAGAUCACUUAUUAAUU